UCUUUUAUCAACACUUUAACCAGUCUCAAGUAGAACUAAGAUGUUACUCUUUAAACAGCAGAGAAGCCCACGUGACCAUUGAGGAUAUAUACUGUAUUUUGUGGAGCAUUUCUCUGAGCAAAGAUCUUUUCACCACAGUUAUCAAUCUCCCCCGGCUUUCUGCAGAUCGAUACAAAAUGGCAUCGAGCUAUGGAUCGCUUGCCAAGGAGGCCAUUGUGCUGCUCGAUAGGUUCAGAGCUGGAAGACAGUGUUUGGAUGACUUCAUGGAAGAAGCUUCAAAGGAUCUGCAGAACAUGGAUACUCUGCAUCAGAAGUUCAUACUUGAUGUAGUUUCUGGAUGCAUUGAACAAACAAAGUUACUGGACGUAGUUGUCAAUGUCUUCUAUGGCCAGAAUGGAAGAUGCUUAUCGAGAGGUGAUCGCAGCCAGCUUGUCAUCAUCUGUUACCUCGCCACCUUUUCUCUUGAUGACCUUGGACUUCAACGCUUCAGUAACAUUAUUAAAUCUCUGGACGUCAAGAAGAUGCACACAUUCCUGACUUUCUUUUUCACAAACCUCACUACGUGGAUACAAGACGAGUGGAAUAAUAUCUACGAGGCUGCCUAUGUGGAGAAACUCUGGGUUGGGCCUCUGCUAAGAUGGCGCCCUGAGAUGGAUAUUCUCCUGGACCAGCUUGCCGUCAAAAUAUCUCAUGGGACUCAGGUCAAGAAAGCUCACAUCAAAACAACUGAGCCUCUGGAGUUCUCUCUCACGAAACCUAAACCUCGACCUCUGCCUGUGCCUGAGGUCAUUCCUCUGCAGGAAAAAUCUAAACCAGUGCCAGAUAGCACAUACAAGGCUCCAAAGGAGAUGCAGAUGAUCGAGGAGAUCAAACAAAAGAACCUUCAAAAGACUGAGGAACUGCUCUAUGAGGCAAAUAUGAAACAGUUCAGGUGUGUUAAUCCCCAGAAGUCUGAACACACCAAGAGAGCGAUGUCUCAGAUUAAGGAGGGCUUGGAUUCAAAACUCAAAUUCAAUUCAUUUCAUUCCUCUGGAAAUCCCUCCAGCAAUAAGACUAACAGCUGGCCAAUCAAGCUCAACAGUGCAGCCAUCCUGAGGCAGGGGGCGCUGUACGACCGUCAGGUGGAGGAGGAGCUGCAAAGAAUGGAGCGUCUGGUGGAAGGGACACGUGAGCCCUCGUCUUUCCUCCAGUGGCAGAAGGAGAUGCGUGAGAGGGACCUUCAGGAGGAGCUGGCCAAGAUUGAGCGCAGACACCUAGAGGGACGCAUCAGUUAUGAGGAGGCAGCUAUGGCCCGCACACGCAUAAUGGAACGCAACCAGAAGGCUGCUCAGCUAAAGAAAGAAGAGACAGCUCAGCUGAUGCGGUCAUAUGCGGAGAAAAGGAUGCAGGAGGAAAAGGAAAUAAGAGACUUGGUGCAACAAGUGGCAGAAGGACACAAGAACUCAAAAGCAGCUAAAGAGAGAAUACAGAAAUUCAAGCAAAGUAUAGUGAAAGAAGUCUCAGAGCAAAGACGGGAGCUCCUUCGUCAAGCACUGGAGGAAGCACAAGCAGAGCUCAGCAGAAAAUUUGAAAUCAUCCGUGAAAUCCGCGCCAUUCAAUCGCUUCCUCACAUAAGAGUGAGGACUUUUGACGACACAGAGACUGCAGGCCAUGAGCUGCUGGGGGAGAUGUCCCUGGUGGAGCUGAAGGAGCGUCUGGCCCUGCUGGGGGAGGCGCAGCAGACAGAGCAGCAAGAGAAACGGGAGCACAUCCUGGAGGAGAAGCAAAACAAGAAGCAGCUGCUGCUGGAGCAGCUGGACACCAUCGAGCUCCACAGGAGAGCGCUGGCACAGGCUGCUGCCAUCAGGAAAGAGGAGAGGAAAUCCAGGCCAUUUUAUCGGCAGGCGAUGACUCAUGAUGAGACAGUUUUGGCUCUGCAGAAGAAACUUGAAGAGAAACAGCAAGAGCGCCAAAGACUGAAACAAACUCAAAGCAAGAAGGCCAAACCCUCUGAGCCGACAGCAGCACACACUGUCAGAAACACAGGGACACACAACAAAGAAAGCCUGACUGAUACAAGCUGGGAGGAAUUGGAGCUGAGCUUCGAGCGUCACAUCCAGAAGGACGCUCCUUCUGUUGUUUCUCAGACAGAAACGCUCAAGACAUAAAUAUGCAUAGGCCUGUGAAUGUUCUUUUUUAGACCAGAGAGAUCAUCAGUUGCUGCAAGAAACGUGUGGGAGGAUUUUUUUUGUCUAUUCUUUGACACAUUUCAAAUUAAAAUUGCUGUGGAAAUGUU
Molecule: messenger RNA, 2275 nt
Organism: Trematomus bernacchii (emerald rockcod)
Lineage: Eukaryota; Metazoa; Chordata; Actinopteri; Perciformes; Nototheniidae
Gene: cfap99
Product: cilia and flagella associated protein 99
Exons: 15
Coding region: 177-2147 (656 amino acids)
Source: RefSeq, a predicted model, not a curated record